AUUUGAUUCGGCAAAUACAUCAUUAUUGUAUACUCUUUCAUAUAUAUGCCGCAACCCAAUUCUUUUUUUUUCGAAAUACCUAAAAAUCACCCAAAUACUAAGAAAUUCCCCCUUGACAGUGAUAUAUAUUGUAAGUGUUAUAUGUUGUAUAUGUAAAUCCUAGAUGUGAAAAUAUGUGGAAUAUUUCUAUGAAAAGGUAAAAAAAAACAGACUAGACGUAAAUCAAUAGAAAUAAGAAGAGCCGAUCAUAUAGAAAUACUGAAUCGUAAAUAGAGUUCAGGUUCGAAUUCCAUAGAUAAUAUAGAUGGGAUUGUCUAUAAUGAUAGACAAAUGAAAGAUUUUCUCAAGAUUCUUAUUCAUCUACUUGAUAUUUUGAAAAUGGGUUGGUUGAACUUGAAAAUUCACUCAUUGAAAUUGAAUAAGUAAACAAUUAAAUUGGAUUCGGUUGGAUGGUACUAACAAAAUCAUGUGCUAACUCCCAUUUCUUAUGGAAGUGUCAUCGGACAUUUAUUUUGAAUGCGAGAAUUUUCGCAAAAAUUAGAUAUUUUUUACUUUAUUAUUAUAUUAUGAGAAUGAAUCCUACUACUUCUAGUUCUGGGGUUGCCACGCUUGACAAAAAGAACCUGGGGCGUAUCGCCCAAAUCAUUGGUCCGGUACUAGAUGUAGCCUUUCCUCUAGACAAAAUGCCUAAUAUUUAUAACGCUUUGGUAGUUAAGGGUCAAGAUACUGUUGGUCAACCAAUUAAUGUGACUUGUGAGGUACAGCAAUUAUUAGGAAACAAUCGAGUUAGAGCCGUAGCUAUGAGUGCUACAGACAGUCUAACGAGAGGAAUGGACGUAAUUGAUACGGGAGCUCCGCUAAGUGUUCCGGUCGGUGGAGCGACUCUCGGACGAAUUUUCAACGUGCUUGGGAAGCCUAUUGAUAAUUUAGGUCCUGUAGAUAAUGGCACAACAUUUCCUAUUGAUAGAUCCGCGCCUGCCUUUAUACAGUUAGAUACAAAAUUAUCUAUUUUUGAAACCGGAAUUAAAGUAGUAGAUCUUUUAGCCCCUUAUCGCCGUGGAGGAAAAAUCGGACUAUUCGGGGGAGCUGGCGUGGGUAAAACAGUACUCAUUAUGGAAUUGAUUAACAAUAUUGCCAAAGCUCACGGAGGCGUAUCUGUAUUUGGCGGAGUCGGUGAACGGUCUCGUGAAGGAAAUGAUCUUUACAUGGAAAUGAAAGAAUCUGGAGUCAUUAAUGAACAAAAUAUUGCAGAAUCAAAAGUGGCUCUAGUUUACGGUCAAAUGAACGAACCGCCGGGAGCUCGUAUGAGAGUUGGUUUGACUGCCCUAACUAUGGCGGAAUAUUUCCGAGAUGUUAAUGAACAAGAAGUUCUUUUAUUUGUUGACAAUAUCUUCCGUUUUGUCCAAGCAGGAUCUGAAGUAUCCGCCUUGUUGGGUAGAAUGCUGAACUGUAACGUUGGUCUAUCUAUAUGGGAUUUUUAG
Molecule: messenger RNA, 1481 nt
Organism: Helianthus annuus (common sunflower)
Lineage: Eukaryota; Viridiplantae; Streptophyta; Magnoliopsida; Asterales; Asteraceae
Product: ATP synthase subunit beta, chloroplastic-like
Exons: 2
Coding region: 450-1481 (343 amino acids)
Biological process (GO): proton motive force-driven mitochondrial ATP synthesis; proton transmembrane transport
Cellular component (GO): chloroplast thylakoid membrane
Molecular function (GO): ATP hydrolysis activity; ATP binding
Source: RefSeq, a predicted model, not a curated record